AUGGAACGGAAAGUGUGUAAGGAAGAACAUCCAGAGACAGACAGCGAUGACGAGGAACCACAGGACUCAAGGGAAGGGUCCUCCGUGGAUCCUGUGCCCCAAACAAAGACCUUGUCUGGCGGAGAUGUGUCACGUGAUGUGAUGCCAGAAGAUGAGUGUGUGCUAGAAAAUGAAUUACCAGCAACAACGCUGAGUUCAGGGCCUUUAAUUCCUGGAAAAGAUGUUGUUGAUAAUGACGCUAAAGAGGAAGUUAUUCAGGAUCACACUUCAGAAUCCAAAACAGAUGACAUCGACGGACAAAAUUCGAACCAUGACGAGGUACCCAGUUCGGUUUCAGCUCCCUCUCAAGUUUUGGACGUUGUAAAGGAUGAUAAAACAACCAAAGUUCUUACAGACAAAGAAGAUGAUGUUGUUGGAGAAACAAAAGGUUUGCCAAAAAAUGACACAAGUAAUAACCAAACUACAUCAGAAGAUUUGGACCAGAACUCGGAUUCGAAAUCAGGAGAGAGUUACAAUUCAGAGGAGGUUUGUCCAAUAAUAGAUGACCUUGAAUUCAUAUCUGAGGACAGUGACACUCUGGGUAGUGAUGAUAAUGAAGUAUCAGAAAAAGAGGCCAGUGUCAUCAGUAAUGAUAAUGACGAAUCACAAAAAGAGGCCGGUAUCUUAAGUGGGAAUAAUGUGGUUUCCAAAAUAGAGGGAGGUACCUGCAGUGCUAAACAUGAGCUGUUAAACACAAAGGCCAGUGAUAAUAGUGAAGAACUAAACAGAGAGACCAAAGAAGAAAUUCAAAAACAGGUAGAGAGAUGCCUAAGGUCAAUGGAACAACUAGAGAGAGAUCACCGAGAUAUUCUGAAUCUAGUCAACAAACGCAGCGAGUCCCAAAGAGAGUUAAACAAAGACGGAAUGAGCAUCAUUGGAGAACUUGAAAGCAUUGUUGAGAAUUUCACUCAAAGGCGGAAAGAAAAAGAUGAAGCCAUUCGACAUCUCAAAACGAUUCUAUCCAAACUUACAGAAAACCUGAGUGUGAUGGAAAAGGAAAUUCAUGAUUUACAAUCCAACAGAACUUCUAUGGGGUUUCACGGAGAAGAGAAAAAUAUGGAAAAAUCGGAAGAGAGGAAGGAAACGAAGCACCCUGUUAUGUCACAAACCGUAAAGGCGAAUGAUGUCGAACAGGACUCAGCAGAAAGUGAAAAAAAAGACUGGAGAAAAACUAUCGAAACUAGACAUCAUGAGAACAAUGAAGGUUCACAACAAAGCUCGAUGGGACAAUGGUCAUCUGACGAGAAUAAAAAAGUCAAUAGCAACAGCGUAAGUAAUUCACAUGGUAUUCCUCUUCCAAAACCGCAAUCAUCAUCAUCUCAAGAAUCUGACAAGCAUGUGAAAAUAAACUGCCAAGGAAUCUCAGAAAACAAACCAUCAGAAAAUGUUUUUCAAUCAAGGCAAGCGGAACAGGUUGACAAAUCAGUCUCAGAGGAGGAAAGAGAAGUUACACGAGGAAACAAAAUAAAUCCUAAUGUAGUCCAGUCACAUUCAGGACAGUCAAAUGGCAGUAAUGCUGGACGACAACAGGUAACAAACGUGAAUCCUAAUAAACUCCAGUCAGAUUCAGAGCAGUCAAGUGAAAGUGUCGCAAGACAACAGGAGGAAACAAACAUAGUGAACUCAAAAUCAAAUUCAGGGCAGUCAAGUGAAAGUGUCGCAAGACGACAGGAGGAAAUAACAAACCAAUCUAACAUUCCAGAUCGGGAUACCAAAAAAAACUUUUCCAUUUCCGCCAGUAAACAAAGAGAGAUUUUGAAUCCGGGCUACUGGGUAGACAAAGCAAAUGAGAUUCUUCGAAGAAAUGCUCUAGAAGGACCAGCUGAUAACGCAUGCGGACCGAAUACAGUUCUUUGUCUGGAUACCUCAGACAGCAUGUGGGGGAAUGCCUUCAGAACCAUGAUAGACCUGGCUCUCAGAUUCCUGUCUGGCGUGGAGAAUAACCCUACGAUUUCUGAAAAAGUUGGAUUGGUUUGUUUUGGAGCAGAAACAAAAGUUAUCAGUCGCUGUUGCUUGGAUUAUCCGAGACUGAAACAAGAAAUCAACAGAUUGAGCCCCGGCGGGCCCAGUCCUCUCACUGCAGGACUGAUGCUCUCUUUACCACUGACCAGGGGAGUGACAAUUCCCCACAUGGACGGGAUGGGAUUUUUCCCUCGUAUCAUUGUCAUCACAGACGGGGUGGCCACACCCGAACUGGUUACUGCCAAUGACGACUUUGUUCCUGAUAUGUCGGAACUAAUGAUGAUAAACAAUGACAUUAUGAGCAUGGCAAGACAUUUCAAAGAGGGAUGUAACAGAGUUUACUGUGUUCCUGUAGGACAGGCCAACGACGCCAUUAUAAGUCCAUUAGUUGAGGCUACAUCCGGAAAAAUUGUCCAACCAGCAAAUUUUGACAAAUUGAUCCAUCAAUUUCAUACAGAGUUUAUUGCAGCGGCAUUGCGUAACAAUUUUCCAGACUAUCGAAAAGCUGAUCCGUACAUGGUGAGAACAGCAGCAGAGGCUUCAGUGGUUUCACAUAGAGAUUUAAAUAUGGACGAUCUCGUGGAAUAUGUGAGAAAUCCACCACCUCAACGAGGACAGAAUGAUGACGACGACGAUGACGAUGCACUUCCAAGUGAGGGGUCUUCUAACAUGCCACCAAUCGGCACCAGGGUCAGACGGGGUCCGGAUUGGUCGUCUGAAUUCAUCGGGCAGGACGGAGACGGACCAGGGACUAUAGUAGAUCAUGGUCGAGGAGGUUUUAUCAGGGUUAUGUGGGACAACGGUCAUCUAAACAUUUACCCUUAUGGAGUUUCAGGUCGAUUCGCCGUAAUAGUGGUAGAUGAACCUAGAAUUUUGCAACAGGACCAGUUCAUUGAAGUCGGUUGUCUGGUCAGAAGAGGUGACAACUGGAGAGAUGAUGACGAAGACGGUGGACGUGGCAACAUAGGGGUAGUGUUCCGAGUACACACAGACGGGACAGUUGGCGUAAGGUGGCCAAAUGGACGUAAAAGGAGAUACAAAUAUGGCAGACAGGGAUUUUUUGAAGUUGAAAUUUGUGACCCAUUUGAUGAAGAAGUAAGAUUUCGGAUGCUGAGCAUGAACUUCCAAUGGCAAGAGAGCAAUGAAGAGAAGCGCACUAAAAGCAAGUCUCAAGUAACAACAGAAGAUCAACCUCGCAUAGAAGAUAUAGUUAAUUCUGAUGACAGGAAUAAGAACAACAAUAAGACCUUAGAGGAAAUGAACAGAAGAAACGCAUUGCGCUCUAAAAGAAUAGAAGAUCAGUUGGAGACUGACUCGGAGCCUUUAUCUGUAGAAGAAAGCUCGAAGUCUACGUCUGGUGGGACAAGUAGAGAAACAGACACGGUAAAUAUACAAGAGCAAUGCGAAAAUUUGAAUGGUGCAAGUGCAAUACAGACGAUGUCUCUUUCCUCAGAAAAGUCACAGGAUUUGAAGACAAAUAGUGGUGUUUUAAUUCAACCAAUGCCUGAAUCAAACCCUGGGAAAGACCAAGAGAAAUCUGCGGAUGACAUCAGAGAACCGGAAUCUGAUCAAAGCCAGUUGGAUGCUGUGAAAUGCGAUUCGCCCAGCACAAAGCCAGUCAUAAUAAGAAGUUCAUUGUUAGAAGUUGAUGGAGAAAUUCAACCAAUGCCUGAAUCAAACCCUGGGCAAGAACAAGAGAAAUCUGCGGAUGACAUCAGAGAACCGGAAUCUGAUCAAAGCCAGUUGGAUGCUCUGAAAUGCGAUUCGCCCAGCACAAAGCCAGUCAUAAUAAGUAGUUCAUCGUUAGAAGUUGAUGGAGAAAUUAAUCAAGACUAUGCGGAUAAAACUGAGGAAAAUCAGGAAAAGGACACCACAGAACCAGCUGACGAAGAACCCAUAGAAGAACAGUCAGACAGAUUGAAUGUCUCUUGUUCCUCGUCAUCCGAUAUAUCCUCCAAUUCAGACACGACAUUUGGAUCUGAUGUUUCCACUGUUGUUCAAGAAAUAAGCCAGACAUCUAGUCCAUCUAGCAGUAUUGAUGAAAUCACCAUCAGUGCACAGACUUCUCAUCACAGUAGUUCUGAUGCAGAUCAAUUGCCGAAGGCGCCUGAUGUAUCAGUGGCGUGGCAGGUACAUGACAGGUACGAGGGCUGGAAAGAUUUCCCAGAGGAAAUCAGUAGCAGGCUGGAGAAAGUUUAUCAAAGAAAUCCACAAGGGACGUGUUCUUACAUAAAGAACAAUAAAAGAUUCCAGGUGCAGUUAUCCAAAAUGAUCCAUAUCCACCCCGUAACCAAAGAAAUUUCAAACGUGAAAAGAAAUGUGACAAACGUAUAAAUGAGGAAGUUUAAGCUUCAGCAUGACAGAAUAUAUGAUAACCAACAAAGACAAAUAACAAUAAUAUGAAUAAAAUAUUGAUUUUAAAUGCAAUUAAAAUUAUUUAUUGAUACAAAUUACUUACAAUAUUGGCAAAGGUCCAACUUAUAAGAAUGUGUACAUCAUUUGGUCAUAUUCACUUAUUUAGAGCAUAACUACAGGUAUGCACGGAUCAUACAUGUACAUGUAAACUGUUAGUUUUCUGUAGCGUUUCUAGAUAUACUGAUACUAAUAUUGUAUUUUCAGGGUUUUUUGGCAUUUACUAUCACCUGGGUAUUAGACAUACCUAAUGCCUUUUUCCUUAAAAACAACUUAGAAAGUUUCUUUCAAAAAUUGCCCUUUGAUUAUUGGAUUUUGACAGUUGAAUAAAAAAAUGAAAUUUAUUUUAAAUAAUAAGUAUUUAAAAAUCGCUCGUUUAUAGACAAUUGACGAUCGACCAUGGCUUGAAUGUUUUACUCUUUGCCUUAUAUUAUGUGCAUGGUUAUGAUUGACCGUGGAGCAUUAAGUCCUCUUCAUCACUCUCAAUAAUGAUUCCCGUUACACUGCCUUGAUAACUGUUGUUGAUACCAGCUUUCCUAUUAUACCAGGGACUGACAGAAAAGAGAGUACAGAGUUCAGAUUCACGAUAUUUAUGUACAGUCCCAUUCCUAGAUGCGUUUUUGUUGAUAUUUGUUUUAUUGUAUACAGUUGUCAAAAUGAACUUCCUUUUAUUUAACAAUCUGCACAUGUAAAGUGAUAUAAGUAUAACUUAUUGACAUAAAACUGUUUCUCCUGAUUGCAUGUGUUGAAAACAUGUAUAUAGUUUGUCAUAUCUUUUGCACACUUUUUGUUCAAAAUAACGUCACCCUCCUCCACAUUGUGAAGGUAUUCAUAUUGUUUUAAUGAAAGAGAAAUGCUAUAUAUCAAAUGAUUUUUUUGCUCAUGCGCUUUUUGUUUAUUAUAUCUUCGUUAUUCUGAAGUGCUGAGAAUUAGAUAUCUAUACGAGUGAGGUUUAUCGUGUAAUUCCUUUGCUCUCAAGGAAGUCGUUUGAAUGUAAAGUCUAUGUAUUGGUUGAAACAGUUCAUAAACAGGUGAAAGUGCUCUUAUUGGUUCUUUACAUUGUAAGAAAAUGUUACCGAGUUUGUGAAUUUGAAUUAACAGACAUGAAAGCAAAUAUAUAGUUUGUUUCAUUAAAGUGAAAUAUA
This is a messenger RNA of Saccostrea echinata, 5558 nucleotides long. RefSeq lists its product as uncharacterized. Gene Ontology annotation, molecular function: ubiquitin-protein transferase activity; metal ion binding. The record is from RefSeq and is a predicted model, not a curated record. NCBI's taxonomy places the organism in Eukaryota, Metazoa, Mollusca, Bivalvia, Ostreida, Ostreidae. The transcript is spliced from 22 exons. Gene Ontology annotation, biological process: protein ubiquitination. The coding region runs from base 1 to 4335 and encodes 1444 amino acids.